Molecule: messenger RNA, 9118 nt
Organism: Scomber scombrus (Atlantic mackerel)
Lineage: Eukaryota; Metazoa; Chordata; Actinopteri; Scombriformes; Scombridae
Gene: peak1
Product: pseudopodium-enriched atypical kinase 1
Exons: 4
Coding region: 130-5940 (1936 amino acids)
Biological process (GO): protein phosphorylation
Molecular function (GO): protein kinase activity; ATP binding
Source: RefSeq, a predicted model, not a curated record
UUUCCCUAAUGUUUGAGGCUUGAAUAGAGUUCCUCAUUUUUGUACUACAGUUAGUUCCUGUAGCCAGUAGCUUCAUGGAGGGGUUUCCUGUCCACUGACCCAGCAGGCUGCCUCACGGGACCAGCAGCCAUGUCCGCCUGCAGCACAUUUACCGAGCACGUGUGGAAACCAGGAGAGUGUAAGAACUGCUUCAAACCUAAGAGUCUGCACUGUCUGGCUCAGAGUGGUGGAGGGAAGCCUCCCUCUGAACAGAGGCCUUCAGCAUCUCAGCAUCUGAUUCCACCCCCUGCUGGGCUCAGAGCCAAUCCUAACCUUGCCAGCAACUCCCAGAGGGCUGGCAGUGGGUCUGCCCGCUCAGGACACUUCCGUCCACCAGUGGCUAAGAAACCAACCAUUGCUGUUAAGCCGACUAUGAUGCUGCCCUGCUCUUCUGCUGGACUGGAUCCAGAUGGCAACAUGCAACGCCCACCAAAUUUAAUAGAACAGGGCAAAACAUCAGCCUUCACGGUCUGGAAUCGCAAUGGACUGAAUUGUAAGAGGCCAGGUGGUCCUAGCAACAACAACGUAGGAGAGGAUGGCAGUGAGGAGAUUGAGGGUUAUGGACCACUUAGCCCACUGAGCCCUAGUGGAAAUAACAACAACAGUGGACUGACAGAUGUCCUAAAGGAGAUUGCUGGGUUAUGCCCUGGCCCAAGCCCCAUGCACCCUUCUGUGCCUAAGGACUUGUUUUGGGGGCGAAUCAGUAGCUCAUACCAACGGUCCUUGGAAAGAGGCCUUCCAGCCUCAAGCUGUCUGGCCAUUGGAAGCAGCGGUAGUGGUGGUGGCACUACCCAAAAACGUGUAUCCCUUAGUGAUAGCACAGACAUCAUCAGUACAGAGGGUGGUCGCUUUUGCUACCCAGAAUUUUCUAGUGAAGGCGAAGAUGAGGAUGAUGAGGAGGAUGAGGAGGAAGACUCUGAAAGGGAUGAUGAUGAACAUGAGAGUUGGGAUGAAAGUGAUGAAGAGUUGUUAGCCAUGGAGAUUCGAAUGCGAGGCCAACCAGGAUUUGCACAUUUCCGAGCAGCCACAUUGUCUCCAGUGCCCUUUGCUGCAGGGAAAAAGUGGAAUACUGUUCCACUUCGAAACCGCUCACUACAGCGGAUUUGUGCAGUGGAUUAUGAUGAUAGCUAUGAUGAGAUAUUGAAUGGAUACCCCUCCAUGGACUCCAAUGGAGUUCUUCUUCCUUAUGGGCCACAUGACAUGCAAGGCAGUGGUUUCCUCACAAAUUCAGAGUCCACAACUUCUCCAGAAUCAUCGUCAUCACUACCAGAGGAUUCUCGGACAACCUCCAGCAGUGGGAGCAGUGCAUCCUGUGCUCUUCGAAAUGGCUUGCAUUCUCCCACAUCUUCCAAAGCACCUGUUCCCUGCACUUCUCCUCCAAAAAAGGAGCCCGUCCACAGAGCACUGAGUCCACUCAAGGUGACUGAAACACACAAGGCUGUCUUGGCCAUUAGAUUAGAAGAACAGGAUGGCAGUGAAGGUGCAUCAAUGCCCCAGGCCCUUCCUGGUCAACCAGUGACUAUAAGUUUUAGUCCCACAGAGGAGCAAGCUAAACCAUACCGUGUAGUGAAUCUGGAAAAAUCGCUUAUCUGUAAGCCUUAUACUGUAGUGGAUGUGUCAGCAUCCAUGGCCAACAAAGACGAACAGAUUCCAGACUCUACUCCAAAACCCAACAACCUGUCAAUGCCUUCAAGCCCUACAUCAUUCUGUAGCACUCCUUUAGGUCAGCCCCUGUCUCCAACCUCCCCUAUUUCUCCAUCUACACCUGUCAAGCCAACUUCAACCACAUCUGUUGCCCCAUCAAGUACCUCCCGAAAGAAAUUAGGGAGCAUACGCUACCAAGAAGUGUGGACAAGUCCUCGCCAAAAGAUACCUAAAGUUGAUCACGGGGUUGGGAGUACUCCUGGCCCUUCCAUCUCUUUUCCACACUGCAGCCACAAGUCAGCUCCCACUUCUCCAAUUGCUGGGCUGUCUUCCUCCCGCACUGUACCGGUAAAAUCCCCCAACUUAUCAGAGAUCAAGUUUAACAGUUUCAAUAAUGCAGGCAUGCCUCCUUUUCCAAUCAUUAUUCGAGAUGAGCCAGCCUAUGCCAGCAGCUCCAAGAAUGCUGUGAAGGUACCUAUAGUUAUCAAUCCAAGCGCUUAUGACAAUUUAGCUGUGUACAAGAGCUUCUUGGGACUCAGUGGGGAACUGCACCAGCCAAAAGAUGUAGGUAGUAGGGUCACCAGCCAUACAUAUGAAGAGAUUGGAUCUUCUGAGAGUGUCCAGUCCUCCUCAACAGAGAAAACCAUCUCUGGUAGAUGGACAUCAGAGAGAGCCUCUUUUGAGGAGACAAAAUCUCCACUUGAAGCAUUGUCAAAAGCAGCAAAUUUACAACCUAAAACCACUACAGACUCUAGCACUGUGACAAGCACUGUGAGCUCCACCGUUGGGGCCCUAUCUCCCAAUGCAUCAACAAAUUCCCCUGCCAUUCUUGCCAUUACUGCAAACCUACCUAAAAACAGCCCCACUGCCAUUGCUGUUACACGCAUGUUCAAGACAAGUGGAGACACUACUUACAGUAAUGAUGAUGAGACAGACUUAGCUUUGUCUCCUGGGACAGUAAGCCACAGGGAGGAGGCAAGCACUGUGCUUUCACAGAUUGUGGCCUCCAUCCAGCCUCCUCAGUCUCCUCCAGAGUCACCUUCAGCACAUGACCAAACUUUCAGUUCUGAGGAGCUGUACGCCCUACCACCUGAUGCCAUGAAGGAGACCCUCACACGACCCAAGUCUAUCUUCUCUGCGACUGAUGGCUGUCUUUCCAAACCCAAAAAGGACACACCCUCAAAAGUUUUGUCUAAAUCCCAGAGUGCCUCUGCUGCUGUCACACUCUCCAGCACCCGGUCAGAGCCCAGUCCCCCCUUCCCCCCUCCAAGAUCUACAUCUUCCCCUUACCAUGCUUCUAAUAUCCUCCAGAGACACUUUGGCAACUGGACCAAGAGCUCAGCUUCCAGUUCCCCUGUAAGACCCAGUGAAGGUGAAGCAAGUCCAGGUGGAGAGGGGAGACGUAUUUCAGAAAGUUCCAAACCCAAACGUUGGAUCUCCUUCAAGAGCUUUUUUCGUCGGCGGAAAGAGGAGGACGAGCAGAGAGAGAAGGUGGAGAGAGAGAAGGAAAAGGGGAAGCUGGUUGGGCUUGACGGAACAGUCAUUCACAUGCUUCCACCACCACCAAUCCAACAUCAUCACUGGUUCACUGAGGCCAAACCUGAGGAUCCCACUCAGAAACCAACCAUCAUAUUCACUUAUAAACCAGAGAGUGGCAGCACUCCUGGUGAUGGAGAAGGAGAAUUACGAGUAGAGGAGUGCAGAGAAACUGCACUACUGACACCUGAUGAGAGCAAAGAGUCCAGACCUUUGAGCCCGGGGCAGACCCCACCCGCACACACCACUGGAGGCGAUCUCAACAACAAGGACAUGAGCCAGGUACCAGGCGGUGCCAGCAAUGCCAGGGAUCGGGAGCUGCCCGGUGCCGCCUCCCUGCCUGCCAGAGUGAAUCUGGGGCUGGUGCUUGGGGAUGGGGAGGAGGGCCGUGCAAACCAGGCUGCCACACCAGCCUCAGCCAGCGAGGGCAGCGCCAGCCUUGGAGAGCCAGAGGAGGAAGGGAAUCACUCCCAUCACUCCCACUCUCCCGCCUCCAGCCAAUGCAGUGCCACCUACAGCAACCUGGGUCAGUCCAGAGCCAACAUGAUCCCACUGAAACAGCCACGGAAUAUCAAAGCAUCAAACGACACUCUGGCUUCCAUCGACCUUGAUGGCCCUACUGACCAGCCUGCCCCGAAGGCCACACCACCACCGCUACCUAAAAAGUCCGUUCCUCGCUCCAGCACAGAGCCCAGCCUGGGAGGCAAAGAGCUACCCCAGGGAGCCCUGAGACCUCGGGCUGAAGCUAAACCUGGGGGCACCAACCUGAGUGUGGCCAACCCUCUCUACGACUUGGACUCUACCUGGGAGACAGCCAGUCAGAGCUCCUCUCUCAGCUCUGAGCCACACCGAGUCCAUGACCAUGAGAGCGGUGACUCCCUCGAGAGGCCAUCAGCCGCCACAGCCACCAACAAGGGCCGCCCGACUAACAGUAUGUCCUCCCUUAUGAACCAACCCACUGCUGCACCCGGUGCCCCCAGAGAGAGGCAGGCCUACCCGAGGACGGAUUCUCUUGGAGGGAGGGGUCGGCCACCCGGUCGAGGUUCUGCCGCUGGAGGAGGAGCCUCCAAGCCCCACAGACCUUCUCUUUACAGGGGGUUGGACAGCUGGGAUGAGGUGGUGGGGAGGAUCAGAGGGCUUCACACUGAAACGCUGCGGAAGCUGGCAUCCAAAUGCGAGGACCGUUUCAUGGCUGGUCAGAAGGAUCACCUGAGGUUUGGCACUGACAGCUGGUCCCACUUCAGGCUGACCACUGGGAAACCCUGCUGCGAGGCGGGAGAUGCUGUAUACUACACUGCUUCCUACGCCAAGGACCCACUGGUCAACUACGCCAUCAAGAUCUGUCGGAGCAAAGUGAAGGAGACCCAGCAGCAGUUUUUCCACAGCCUGGCAGUGAGGCAGAGCCUGGCCGUGCACUUCAACAUCCAGCAGGACUGUGGACACUUCCUGGCUGAUGUCCCCACCCGCCUGCUACCCUGGGAAGAGGAGGAAGAAGAAAAUGAGGAGGAAGAAGAGGACGAGAAGGAAGAUGUAAAUGGGCUGAAGGAGAAAGCGAUUAAGACAGAAAUCAAGACAACAGACACCAAAGCUCCAAAUGGUAAAUUAGAUGAAACCUCAGCAGCAAGUCACAUGACCACCGCCGGCCGCUUAAGGAGCCGAGUAGUCGUUAUCACACGUGAGGUCCCCUUCCAGACGGUGUCUGACUUUGUUCGGGAAGGGGUGUCCCGACAUGCCCAUAACCCGGAGCUGUAUGAGCGCCAGGUCUGUCUGCUGCUGCUCCAGCUUUGCUCUGGCCUGGAGCACAUGAAACCUUAUCAUGUGACCCACUGCGACCUGCGACUGGAGAACCUGCUGCUGGUCCACUGCCAACCUGGCAACCCCUGGAAUCUGGACAUCCUGGAGCCCAACAACAACAGCAACAGCAGCAGCGGCAGCGCCGGUGCGACCGCUGCCAGUGCUGCUGCUGCAGCCGCCAACGCAACCUGCCCCGCCCGCCUCAUCAUCAGUAACUUCUCCCAAGCCAAACAAAAGAGCACUCUCAUGACCGCCGAUCCUGGUACGCUGCGCGACCAAUCACGGCUGGCACCCGAAAUCGUCACAGCAACUCAGUACCGCAAAUGCGACGAGUUCCAGACCGGGAUCCUCAUCUAUGAGAUGCUGCACCGGCCAAACCCCUUCGAGGAGACGCCAGAGCUGAAGGAGCGGGAGUACACGUGGGCUGACCUGCCGCCGCUGCCUGUUCGAUCGCUCUAUUCACAGGGCCUGCAGCAGCUGGCCAGGUUACUGCUCACCGUCAACCCCUCUGAAAGGAUCCGGAUGUCUGAGGCCCGGGCCUGCCUGCAGUGCCUGCUGUGGGGCCCUCGGGAGGACUUGUUCCAGGCGCUCGGCUGCAGCAGCACAGGCCCCAUGUCAGGAGCCACCUCCAGCCAGCGAGAGGCAACGCUCCAGAACUGGCUGGACCUGAAGCGGACACUGAUGAUGAUCAAGUUUGCAGAGCGCUCAAUGGACACGGCAUGCGGUGUGAGCCUGGAGGACUGGCUGUGCUGCCAGUAUCUGGCGUUUGCCACCACAGACACCCUGAGCCGAGUGGUGCACAUCCUGCAGCAACCGCAGUCACAUCCUCCGUCCCAGAACCAGACACAGCCAAUGCACGCAGCACAGAACCAAACCCAAACACAUCAUGCACACACCUUCCACCUGACACAGUCACAGCCACUCUGAGUUCCUCUGCUAGCUGUUACUAUGGCAACAGAUCCAACUUCCCCUGUGUGGUCCCUCUGCUGACGCUAAUGUGUGAUGCAAGCUAAUAGUCAGCUUUGUAGCAGCAGCCACAGUGCUCACCUAACACUAAUAGCUGGAUGUGCAAUGUGUGUGUGUGUGUGUGUGUGCGUGUGCGUGUGUGUGUGUGUGUGUGUGUGUGUGUGUGUUUUCAAAUCAAUCCACAGAGUGAGAGGCCGCGCUCCCAUCCAACAGCUUCAUGGUCGAGGGUUUUCAUAGCACUCACAUUACCAACAGCAGGAAGUGCAGCAAAUGAAGUGGCUCUCUAACAUUGGCGAAGGCAAUAUGAUAUAUGGUUGCAAAUGAAAGUAAUUCUGGCUCUUGACAGUGAAUUGGCAGACAUUAGCAGCUCAUCCUGCAUGUUAUAACACUCCACCAGUACUUGGUCAAAGACAUUCACCAAAUGUUUGAGGGAUUUUUUUUAGAUGUGUAUGUGUUUUUUCAGCAAAGUUCUGCAAAACUAUGGAGUUGUGAGAGCUGUACAGUAUGUUAGAUACAGUUUGCAGGGUGGAUUGAGGCAGAUUUAAAUGGAAUAAAUCUGAGAUUUUAUAGUUACACAUUAGUGUUACACAUUAAUAUUUUAUAGAGAAGUUUCAGCAGAUUCACAUUUAGAUUUUCUCACUUUGUCUUUGUGUCUGGAUAGGGAACUUGAUAUAGCAUCAGGAAUAGAGACUUUUAUCCCAAAUAUUUAACUCAUUAUUACAUAGUGUUGUAUUUUAGUAAACGAUUAACUCCUCAAAAGACACUGAUUCAAAUGAUGGAAAAACUAAAAAAGAGAAAUGAAGGGAGACCAUUUGAAGUUAAGGGAAUGCAGAAAAAAAGCUGUGGCUGAACAUGAUGGAUUAGUCAUCUUCAAAAUCUAAUCUAAUCAAGUUGAUUAGGUCUAGCCAGAUUUAUUUUAAUUAAAAGUGAUGGAAAAGUGAAACAUGUUUCACCAGUGAAGCCAAAGAACUGCCAUUUUCACUAAAGAUGUUUUUACAAGAUUUUACCAGAGAUGUUUAUUAUAAAAUACAUUCAGAUACGAUUACAGUAACAGUAAGUAAUAUUGGCUAAUCCCAAAGUUUGCACAGAUUAAUGAAAUGUCAUCUUUUUAAAAUCAUUUUUAAUAAGGUUAAAGCCAGUCUGGAGUUGAUUUAACAAAACAAAAAAACACCUUGAAUUCUUGAAUCACACCUUACUUUAACACUUGUGCACAGGGCUUUGAGCGAGGUAGGUGAUGAAUGCUGAGCUAAAUUUGGCUUUUUUGUCAGUAAACAAGUUUUAGACGUAUUCUCUUUCUCUCUCUCUCACUCAUAUUCAGGCUUUGAAGUUAAAAUGGGACACAACUCUCCCCGGCUGUUGUUUUGUUUCUUGUCGGAGUAUGUGCAAUGAAUAGAUUUGUUUUGUUAUUGUCUUUGGAGGUAAAAGUAACAUUUUUAACAUGUUAUGCAGCCUUUUACUAAUUCUUUCUUCCUUUUUUUGUUUUGUGGCACAUAAACUGAUUGAUGUCAGUUAAAUUCUGCAACUUUAGAAACAAAGUUAAGUUCAGCGUAAAGACUUUCUCACAGUGGAUGGGAGACAGGGACGUUUCAGGGACUGCCAAAAGGUAGUUAUUCUUUGUCUAAAUUGUGUUGUUUUUGUCAAGUUGUUUUCGAACGGUUCUGCGUUACGGAUGACAUUUGCACAUUCAGUCUGAACGUCGGCGCUCCUCGAUGGAGACUGGAGGACAUGAUGAUGCAGGAGAAACUGAGGAGAGUUCCUGUGAAUUAGAGGAACUGGAAAUGAUCUUUUUUUUUUCUGCAGCGUGUGGAAUGUAAAAGUUUGCCUGGACUGAAAGGGACAUUUGGACCUGUUCUCAUCUGCUUCUGAACACACACAUUUUCCGACCGAACCACUUCUGUUUCACAUAAAAACUCUCAUACGUACGAAACAACCACAGCCUCGAGACAAACGACCCAAACACUGAGACUUGCUUCCAUUCCACCUGCCUUGUUUACCGUCCUCAUGUUAUCCAGCUAACAGGAUGGCAGAUCCUGCAUCGAUGCUCACUGCCUGUCACUCUACAGAUUUAUUCUGCUUUAAUUAAAUGAGCUGUCUGUUAUUGAUCAGUACCUUCCAGCUUGGAGUCAGUGCAAAUAACAAAUGUACACAAGCCUCAGCUUCCCCAUAAAUGCAUACAGGUUUAUUUAUGGUUAUGAUGAACAAACUCAGUGUGCAGAACGUUUCCUUGAUAUUCACGCAGGUGGAUGAUGUUUUCAAAACGAUGCUGCUGAAAGGCUUUGCAUCCAAAAGUUUACGCUGGUAUUGCCACCACCUCUGGUUUUCUUUUGAUUUCUUCAAAAAACUUCAGCAGUUCAGCUUUUCACUUGGGGAAAAUGUACUAUUGGGAUCAGGAUCCUGUGUUAGUUUUACUGCAGAUGGACAGCACAAGACUUAAUGGUCCAUGGAGUGUAAAUGAGACAAAGCAGGUGUGUGUGUUGCUGCAUUAAAGGGUUUGUGUACUAAGGAAUGUGUGUGGACGGCACUGGUGGCUGUCCUUGUAUCUAGAGAUUUAAGCCUUUAUAUAGUAUAUAAAUAUAUAUAUAUAAAUAUAACCUUUAUCUAUUUUAAUCCACACACUAUUUUGUCGAGUAUGGAGCACCUCUAUUUCAGUCUUUAGAGAUUCUAAAUAUCAUUUAUUCAUUUGUAAAGCUUUACUUGACUUUCUUCAACCUCGCUUGUUUUGGGGGAAGAAAAAGAUGAGAAGUUAUCACUGUCCUGAACAAAGGAUAAAGAAAAAGAGAUCAGAGGAAGGAGCAUUAAUAUACAGAACAAUGUACAGUAUUUUUACCCCCCUCUUGUAAAUUUACCUGCUUAGGAGUUAAACCACUUUGAAAAUAGGCCGAAGAAUAGCUUUUGAACACCACAUUGAAAACCAACAUUCAUUAACAGUAACUGUACAGCCUACAGCAAGUAUCAUUUUCUUCCUCUCUCUGUUUGCUCUGGUUUUCUCUUUGCAUUGUUAAUUGCCACUGAACAGAAAAACAGAAUCUCUGUAAGGCUUUCUAUUGAUAUGUGUACAGUAUGUCUCCUGGCCUGCCGCCAUUUAUUGUUAAUCAAGUUAACCGUAACAGAACAAUAAAUAUAUGUUUUUAUAUAUACA